AUGGCCGACUCAACCCCCGCGUCCGACGUGCCCCGCUACCUGACCGGCGACAAGGCCGGUCUCCGCGAGUUCUUGGCCAAAUACGACGUGUUCUUGUUUGAUUGCGAUGGCGUGCUUUGGUCUGGUGACCACUGUUUCCCGGGUACAGUCGAGACUUUGGAACUUCUCCGCAAGAAUGGUAAACAAGUGGUUUUCGUGACAAACAACAGCACCAAGUCUCGCGCAGACUACUGCAAGAAGCUUGAGAGUCUCGGCAUUCCGAGUACAGUGGAAGAGGUCUUUUCCUCCUCAUACAGCUCCUCGAUUUACAUUUCCCGCAUUCUCCAGCUCCCCGAAAACAAGCGCAAGGUCUUUGUGAUCGGUGAGACCGGUAUCGAGCAAGAAUUACGCUCCGAGAAUGUCCCCUUCAUCGGCGGCACAGACCCGGCCUACCGUCGCGAUGUCAAGCCCGAAGACUACAAGCUGAUUGCGGCUGGCGAUACCUCCCUGCUGGACCCCGAGGUCGGAGUUGUGCUCGUUGGUCUGGACUUCCACCUCAACUACCUCAAGCUGGCGCUGGCGUUCCACUACGUCAAGCGCGGCGCCGUCUUCCUUGCUACCAACAUCGAUUCCACAUUGCCCAACUCCGGCUCUCUUUUCCCCGGUGCCGGAUCGAUGAGUGCGCCGUUGAUUAUGAUGCUGGGUCAGGAGCCUACAGCGCUGGGUAAACCUGCUCAGGCUAUGAUGGAUGCCAUUGAGGGCAAGUUCAAGUUUGAUCGGGUUCGCGCCUGCAUGGUUGGCGACCGGGCCAACACUGAUAUCCGCUUCGGAAGGGAGGGUAAGCUUGGUGGCACGCUUGGAGUCUUGACUGGUGUCAGCUCCAAGGAGGACUUUGUGUCUGGUUCCGUGCGGCCGCAUGCGUAUCUGGACAAGCUCUCUGAUCUGCUGGGCUCGGAGCUGUAG
Molecule: messenger RNA, 942 nt
Organism: Penicillium argentinense
Lineage: Eukaryota; Fungi; Ascomycota; Eurotiomycetes; Eurotiales; Aspergillaceae
Exons: 5
Coding region: 1-942 (313 amino acids)
Molecular function (GO): phosphoglycolate phosphatase activity; alkaline phosphatase activity
Source: RefSeq, a predicted model, not a curated record